AUGCCUCGCGUCGGACCUGACGGCCAGAUUUCUAAGGCGGCCCGCAAAGCUGCUGCCACGGUGGCGGCCAAACCGAAGAAGCCAAAGACGUUGUCUGAACAGCAGCGGAAAGCGCUUCGCAUGCUUCGCGAGUGCAAGGCCGAACUCACGAGUGACUGUGUCGACGAUAUGUUUGUCUGCCUCCGCAAGCUGGCCGUCGACGUCGACAUGGAGAACGAGAUGGAGAAGGUUGCUGCGAUGGUUGGGGAGAUGCUCACCGCCAAGCUGCGCAAGUGCCCGAAGGUCAGCGGGUGGCCACAGCACGUCAAGGAGUUCAUGGCAAAUACCAACUUGGGUGUAGAUCAGGGCACUCGUGCGCAUCUCAUAGACCUUACCGAGGAAGAGCGCAAGGAGAUGUCCUCGAUGUAUGAAGCUCUCACCGAAGAAGAACUCAUCGCUCUCGUUGCACGCGCUCAGAGCGACCGUGACACUAAGGACGUGGCCGUUGCUAGUGGCUCAACGACUGGCUGCAAGCUUGGCUCCGGUAUGGCUGAGGGUGUCGUGACGAACAGCUGGGACAAUGUUCUUGCCGUGCUCAAUUCGUUGGUCUUCAUGAACGGCAGCGAGGUGUUCUUUUUGUUUGCUUGUGGAGGCAAUGAGUCGAUGUUCAAUAGCCGGUCGUUUGCUACUCCUAAGGCGAAAACGUUCUUCCACCACAUAACAGGCGCUACCCCGGACGAGAUCGCACUUAGUCUGGAGUCCUUCACCAUCAGCGGUAUCUGCAAGCUGUUCAAAUUGAAGGACAAGUCAGACCGCUCAAAUGAGACCAGCUCCGAGCGUCUCAGACGCGAGAAACAAGAGGUCGGCGAUAAGAUCACGGCUAUGUGGGUUACCAUCAUGCGUGAGCAUAAGCUCUAUACUUUGAAUACGCGCCCGAUGUGGAAGCGCUACGAGAUAAAGAUGGUCAGAGAGCAUGGCAUCGCGCUCGAUAACUGGCCGCUGAACAAGACGCCGGGCGACUGGAUCAUGUUGACCAAGGACCGAGGUUGCUAG
Molecule: messenger RNA, 1032 nt
Organism: Peniophora sp. CBMAI 1063
Lineage: Eukaryota; Fungi; Basidiomycota; Agaricomycetes; Russulales; Peniophoraceae
Source: the annotation of a GenBank genome assembly